GUCACAUGAUAGAUGCGACCGCGAUUGCUUUUCUUCAAGCUUCUCCCCAAGCUUCUAACUUCCGAGCGUUGUUCCAACCUCGGAUUAAAUUGUUUAUUGUCGUGUAUUGUCAACGAAUGCUUGCGAGAAGUUGUUUUGUGUUCGCGGUGUAUUCAGAUAGAUGUUUACAGAUUACUCAUAUGACAAUCGGUAGACGAUUAAGAACGAGUACUUGGUGCGGUGCUAAGUGUGUUUUGUAAAGUGGAGAAAAUAUACUAGUGUGCACGUAAGUGUACGAGUCGACUGCAAUGGCUUGUAUCCAAAGACUUAAAUGUUUUCGAACGUGAACUUUUUUACAUUAAAAGAAAGAAAAAAAUAUAUAUAAUUCUGAGCAUGUCUAGUGGUGCCAGGACUUAGAUGAUACAGGAGCUGUUUAUGACCAAUAUAAUACACGAACUUUUCUUUACUUUUAAGACCAUUUCCUAGCACGAUUUACGUACAUUAACUCGUGCCCUCAAGGACCGUCCCUGUUUGUUAAAAUAAAAUAUAUUUUGUGCUCGUAUAACAAAGUUUUCUAUACACAAUCAAAAGCUUUGACAGACAUACCGAUAAAGCAAAUAUCAGAAGUUGAAUAGCAGAUUUAGAGGCCCUAGAACGACCCUGGCUUUGCACUGAUUAUCCCACGUUAUUGCAAGACGAACCUGGAUAGGUAUACAUCGACAUCGCCAAGACUCUAGGAGUUCCUGUGAUAAAGAAAACAUAUUUAGACUUCCUAUCAAAAUGGAAAAUAAUGCCGAUGGAGAUAACAUAAACCUAAGUUGCGGGGAAAAUGAAAUGGGGGAUGAGCUGAAAAUAGGUGCUGAUGAGACUUACGACACACGCAGUGAGGUGUCUUCUAGUAGCUCAGAUUCAGAAUCCAGCCAACCGAGCAUUAGCUCAGUUUCGACAAAUUCUUCAAGGGGAGACAACAAGCGAAAUCGUAGAAACAAAGGAAAACGGGCAAGGUCGAGGGAUUCGAAGUCUUCUAGUCCUGAGACUAAACGUGCAAGAUCCAAGGAGAGCAAAGCUAUCGCCAAAAACUACGAUUACACGACAAAACUAAAUUAUUUAUUUAGAGAUGCAAGGUUCUUCAUCAUUAAAUCAAAUAAUGCCGAAAACGUGACGUUAUCGAAAGCAAAAGGAGUGUGGAGUACUCUUCCGCAAAACGAAGCUAAUUUGAAUCAAGCAUAUAGCGAAUCGAGAAAUGUUCUUCUCAUUUUCUCAGUUAAGGAAUCCGGAAAAUUUGCUGGAUUUGCUAGGCUCAGCACGGAGUCCCGAAGAGACGGACCUCCUAUAUCAUGGGUAUUGCCGCCGGGUCUAUCAGCCAAAGCAUUAGGAGGAGUAUUCAAGGUCGAUUGGGUAUGCAGAAAAGAAUUACCUUUUACAUCGACGCUGCACCUGUACAAUCCUUGGAACGAUGGUAAACAAGUUAAGAUUGGACGGGAUGGUCAGGAAAUUGAACCACGAGUCGCUGAGGAGUUGUGCAGGCUGUUCCCAGAAGACGAAGGAAUAGAAAUGACACCCAUUUUACGAAAGUCGAAGGAAGCAUCCAAAAAUGUGUUGAGAACUUCAAGAAGCUAUCGUGAUAACAAUAGGUCUGUAAACACCUCGAGAUUUCUACGUAGUCGUGGAAGAGGUCGUAGGCUGUUUCUGACUUCAAGGUCGCGCUUGGCUUCAUUGGCCAGAGGCAACCUGCACCCGUCAGGAGAUCACAGGGGUUCGAGAGAUCACCACCAAAGAUAUCCAACGUGGUUUAGUCGCGGGGAUUCCCCCUAUGCAAAAGGCUACGGGAGCUCUGGAAUCGGUGCAGCUGCAGCUGCUGAAGCUUAUGUCGCAGAUUACAUGCGUACAAUGCAGCAUCAAUUACCUCCUCUACCACCAUAUGUUGCUUCUCACCCUUAUGAUGCCAUACCACCACCACCUCCACCCCCUCGCUACUAUGAUGGACUACCUCUACCACCAGAUUAUAGUUCUUCAACUUCUUCCUUGGAUAAACGAAGCUAUGAACGCAGUGUUGACGAAUUUUUGUGGCGAACUGCAAGUCGACAUAGCCGACACAGUGAUCAUCGUUCGUCCACUCGGGAUCACCACCACCGUUACAGGGAACGUAGAUAAAUUUGAUAAAUACAUUUUUUUAUACUGUUCCACUUGGCGCCUCAUUCUGAAUGAGAAGGGUAUUGGAAAUCCGUAGGGAAAUCAACGAAUUUCGUUGUCUCAUCAAUUGUAGGUUUACUUUUCUCAUUAAUUUUUGUAAUAUUUUCUAUGUGAAGUGUUUAUAUUCACGAAUUUCUUGUGUCCUCGAAUAUGUCGAUUCCGUAAUAGGAAAUAUCAACAUUAAAUUCACUGACCUAUAAUUUGGUCAAAUGUAACUUAGGAAAUGCUAAUCUCUUCAGUAUUUUUUUCCGUUUUUCUUGUUUCUGAAGUUAAACAUAACAUAAUUUUUUGACAACUAGAUUAAUAACGUCAAAUUGAUUUGUGUUGGGAAUCUUGCGAUUCUGAUAAUAUUCGUGAAGCGAAUGUUCCAUCUAACUUCAGUAAAGUAAUGGAUAUAUAAGAAGCGGAGGUACAUGUGUGAUGUUAGCAUGUAGACCUAUACGAAAUAGUUGAUUCAAUUUUUUAGUUCACACUGAAGAGUAAUUAAUAAGAUUGAAUGUGUAUACCGCGUGACAUAUGAAUUUAUACUGUACUGUAUACCUACUAAUGCUGUCAGGAAAGACAAAUAAAUUAAUUUCAGGUA
This is a messenger RNA of Athalia rosae (coleseed sawfly), 2755 nucleotides long. RefSeq names its product YTH domain-containing protein 1 (gene Ythdc1). Gene Ontology annotation, cellular component: nucleoplasm. The coding region runs from base 760 to 2133 and encodes 457 amino acids. Gene Ontology annotation, molecular function: N6-methyladenosine-containing RNA reader activity; mRNA binding. NCBI's taxonomy places the organism in Eukaryota, Metazoa, Arthropoda, Insecta, Hymenoptera, Athaliidae. The transcript has 6 exons. Gene Ontology annotation, biological process: regulation of alternative mRNA splicing, via spliceosome; mRNA splicing, via spliceosome. The record is from RefSeq and is a predicted model, not a curated record.